GCUAGGCCUAGGCUCCUUCUGGUGGGCGUGCAGAUAGACAAUCAUUUGCUAAAAUACACCACCACAAGACUCACCUUGACGCGAGAGCUGUGAGCAAGUCUGUAUCAAAUUAAAUAAUAGUCUGUUGACUUUUGUGGGUAAAUGGAUCAGUGGAAAGGUAGAGUAGCCCUUGUGACUGGAGCCUCCGUUGGAAUCGGAGCGGCUGUCGCGAAAGCUUUAGUGCAACAUGGUAUGAAGGUGGUCGGCUGCGCCAGGAGCAUUGAAAAGAUAGAGAAACUGGCAGCAGAAUGUCAGAGUGCUGGCCUGAGUGGCACUCUCGUUCCCUACAAAUGCGACGUGUCAAACGAAGAGGAAAUCCUCUCCAUGUUCUCCACCAUCAAGACCUUGCAUCAGGGUGUUGAUGUGUGCAUCAAUAACGCUGGCCUAGCUCACCCUGAGCCACUGCUGAGCGGCAAAACUGAUGGCUGGAGAACGAUGAUGGAUGUUAAUGUUCUGGCUUUGACAAUCUGCACACGUGAGGCCUACCAGUCCAUGAAAGAAAGAAAUGUGGACGAUGGUCACAUCAUUAACAUCAACAGUAUGAGUGGACACAGGGUGGCUCCUGAUGCCAGCUGUCACUUCUACUGUGCCACCAAGUAUGCUGUGACUGCACUUACAGAGGGACUUAGACAAGAGCUUCGAGAAGCAAAAAGUCACAUCCGAGCCACUUCAAUAUCACCUGGUUUUGUGGAAACAGAAUUUGAAUUCCGUCUCCAUAGUGAGGAACCAGAGAAAGCUGCUGCAAUAUAUGCCAGUAUGAAGUGCAUACAGGCUGGUGACAUCGCCAGCACAGUGAUAUAUGCCCUGAGUGCCCCUCCACAUGUACAGAUUGGUGACAUACUGAUGAGGCCUGUUGAACAGAUGUCCUAACAUCAUGUAUGCAGCCUGCCCCUUGAGGAUCUGCUGGAGGCAGGACAUAGGCUACCAUGUCUAAAUAUGCUCAAGAUUAGAGUGUAUCCCCUUAAAGGGGUCUGUGAGUGUGUGAAGUGCUUGGGCCGCAGGGUCCUACAGGUGCAAUGCUGACGUAUGAGGAUAGGAGUGCCCGAUAGGAGAAAUGGUGACCCAUUUAGAAUGUUGGCUUUGGUGUAAUAAUGUAUGUUUCAGAUUUAUUUUUCACUUUUUGUAUGUGUUUGUGUUGUAUAAUGAUUGCUGAUAAUGAAUUGGCCUGAUUGAUCAAAAAGUCAAGGCAACCUAUAUGAAAUAUGAAUGAGUAAACCCUUCCUUGCAAGAUGUAAACUUUUACUCAACAAUAACGAUAAACAUCUCCUACA
Molecule: messenger RNA, 1310 nt
Organism: Sardina pilchardus (European sardine)
Lineage: Eukaryota; Metazoa; Chordata; Actinopteri; Clupeiformes; Clupeidae
Product: dehydrogenase/reductase SDR family member 11-like
Exons: 7
Coding region: 142-909 (255 amino acids)
Molecular function (GO): oxidoreductase activity
Source: RefSeq, a predicted model, not a curated record